AUGCACCAGCAACUCGAGAUUCGGAGUCUAGCUUUGCAAGACUGCGAAGCUAUCUCGGCCUCUGACAAUCCACAAGGCCAAGAGCAGAAUCCAUAUAACCGAUUUUCGAACAAGAGGAAACUCGUCAUAGUCGUCGUUACUUCCUUUUGUGGAGUACUUGCACCCUUCUCGUCCAUUGGCAUUCUGUCGGCAACGCCUGAGCUCUCCGAUUACUACGAAACCACGGAUUCAAUCAUCAAUAUUUCAAAUGCCUUGUACAUGGUCUUCAUGGGCAUAUCUGCACCGAUAUGGGCCCCGAUUAGCCAAAUAUAUGGCCGCAGACCGGUCAUGCUGCUAUCUGGUGUGCUCUUCAGUGCAUUCUCCACAGCGACCAUCUUUGCACCAAAUCUGCCAGUUUAUUUUGUCUUGCGCAUGCUCGUCGCUCUCCAUGGAACACCUUUCCUUGUCGUCGGCACUGCCAUUAUUGGCGAUAUUUAUACCUCGCUAGAGCGAGCUAAUGCUCUGUCGUGGUUCCUCUUUGGUGGCCUUUUCGGACCAGCCAUUGGACCCUUGGUCGGGGGCAUCAUUGUCACUUAUCGCCCGUGGCAGUACAUCUUCGUUCUCCAAGCCGCACUUUCCGGCUUCGCGCUGGUUCUGGCAUCUCUGCUCAUUCCUGAGACUAUUCAUAAGCUUGGCGAUGCGGAUCUGUACGGGCUCGGUUUUGUACAAAAGGCCACCCAACUGUGGCGGAGGGCAAAUCCAUUUCGCUCACUAUACCUGCUGUCACGCCCAAAUCUCGCAAUGGUAGCAUUCGCUUCCGGUAGUAUCAUGUGGAGUAUGUACGCGCUAUUGACACCAAUCCGUCAAGUGUUGAACCCACGAUACAACCUAACCUCCCCCGUGGAGUCAGCCUUAUUCUACCUCGCACCGGGCUGCGGUUAUCUCGUAGGAGCUUCGAUGGGUGGCCGCUACUGUGAUUGGUCACUCCAAAACGUUAUGCAUGCGCGUAAGGAAAAUUGUACGCCCGAGGAUCGUUUGCGUUGCUCGCUCGUGCCUCUGGGCAUCAUCACACCCGCGUGCAUCUUGAUCUACGGCUGGACCGUCCAGGAGGCCGUGGGUGGAAUAUCCGUCACUGUUAUUACCAUGUUCGUGCAGGGCGUAGCGCAGUUGUUCAUACUACCAGCCUUGAACAGCUACUGCCUCGACGUAAUGCCUGAGCGGGGCGCAGAAACAAUUGCGGUCAAUUAUAUAACAAGGUACAUUUUUGCUGCUGGCGGCACAGCGUCGGCAAUACCCAUUAUUCAGUCAAUUGGACUAGGUGCCACGACGACCAUUGCGGCCGGCUUCUUGAUCUUGGCGGCAAUUGGGAUAGCUGUAACUAUUAGCCGUGGCAAAUAUUGGCGGUCAAAGGCCAUGGGAGGAUAA
Molecule: messenger RNA, 1404 nt
Organism: Pestalotiopsis fici W106-1
Lineage: Eukaryota; Fungi; Ascomycota; Sordariomycetes; Amphisphaeriales; Sporocadaceae
Exons: 2
Coding region: 1-1404 (467 amino acids)
Biological process (GO): transmembrane transport
Molecular function (GO): transmembrane transporter activity
Source: RefSeq, a predicted model, not a curated record